GGUGUUACAGAGUCUUGUCUCGGCUAAUUACGGUGGGCACAGCGUUCUGGUAAAUUCCACGGGCUGAGGUUAGAGUUGUGUAUUAAAAUGGCAGCUGAGGAUCUGGCUCUGAAGGAGUUCACCCUAGUUUAUUUGGACAGGACUGGCGGGCUGCACAAAUUUAUCAGCGACUGUAUUCGCUAUAAUGAUUCCAAACAGCGUCUUGCUGUUUAUCGCUUCGUUAUUUGUGUGAAUCCAGCUGACCUGAUGGAGUUGGAUGCAAGACUUGGUAACUGUGUUCUUCAUCAUCCAAUAAAAGCUGCGUGUUUGUUUCAGUCUGUUUGCUUUACAUCUAUCAAGACAUUGUCAUUAAUUCAACAAUUAGAAACAGAAAACCAGGUUAAUGUUGUGCUAAAGCUGACACACUUGCCUCCACUACCGAAUUACUCACUUAGCCUUUGCCAGUUCCCCCGUGGGUACCAGCUGCUGAGGUACUAUAUGAUAGAAGGGGUGGUGAUUGCAAUGACGACUGUAACAAAAUACACUCAAGCUGCAAGAUUCCUUUGUUCUGAAUCAAGCUGCCCUUUUUCAACAGGCUUUCAGUACAUUCGGGUGCACACUGUAGGUGCUACAGAAUCAGCUACCGUGCGAAAUGACUUCACGUGCACUUUGUGUAACUCUGCACUCAAGGAAGAUCUGAAAUUCAGAAUGCUGGGUGACAAACAGCUUGUUGAAAUGAUUGAUGCAGCUGCCCUCAAUGUUAUUAAAGGAAAUCAAGUCAAUAGAUCAUAUACCAGAUACCAAUCUUUCACUGUAUUUUUAAGGGAUGACCUUCCUAACAGUAUGAAGAUGGGUGAUAGAUACUAUGUAAUAGGAAUUCCAGCUCAUAUAUACAGUGGUUCACAGCUACAAUUAUGCAUGGAAGCAAACAGCAUACAGCACUGUAAUAAAAAUAAUGUAUUUCUUUAUUGUUCCUGUAAAGAUCCACCUUUCAUCAGCGACAACUUCAAAUAUCUAUUGUCUAUCACUGCAUCUUCACCCUGGAGAUUCACAGCCAUUCUAGCUGACAUCUUUGCUGCACAGAUUAUCCCUCCAGGAACUUACAACAUCCUCAAACUCAGCCUGUUACUGAGUCUGGUUCAGACUUACAAUAAAGAAAAGCAGACUACAGAAUACUUAGACGUUUUAGUUCUUACAAGUGAUCCAGUAACAGUGGACAGGCUGUUAACAUAUAGUCUGAGCCUUGUGCCUUGUGGAGUACGACAUUUACCAUCAUAUGAGAUUUUUGCUACAGUCUCCAAAGAUGAACAUGGAACUGGCACUGCCAAAGUUCAAGCUGGCUCUGCCUUAUUGGCCAAGGGCGGUAUCUGCUAUAUAGGAGAACUUUUUUCUCAUAGAAAAGACAAACUUAAAUUACUUCAGACAGUUUUAGAGACCAGGAGUACCACAGUCUUUAUUUCUGGAAAGAAGUUUGGAGAAGAUGUUGAUCAGCAGAUGUCCUUUCCUAUUCAGUGCAACUUUUGGGCUUUGGCUGAUGCUGAUACGCACCUGAAGAAAGCCAUGCAACGAGAAGAUGCUGUAAUUGGUUCAGUGGACAUCGGCUCAGUUCCAGCUAACUUGGUUGAUGCAUUUGGUCUGUUGAUUUACUGCAAUGAAUCAUCCAACUACCAUUCUCCUGUGCAACUAAUACAGCAUAUACUGAGUGAAGCUAUGAAUCCAGGCAAACCCCUUUAUCCAGCACUACAGAAGUUUACAACACAAGAUUAUGAAAAGCUGCUAGCAUUUGCCAGAAACCAACAGACAGAACUUACUUCCGAGGCCGAGAGGCUUAUCCAAGGAUAUUACACUGCAAGUCGGAGAGUCCGAACCGAUCCUGUCCAUGGAUCUAAAAUUUCUUCAACUGCACUGAAGACAUUGAUGUCACUGUCUGAAACACAUGCCAAACUCAGCCUGAGAAACAAAGUACUGGAACAGGAUGCUGUCAUUGCAAUCUUGCUAUAUGAGAUUUCCAUCACUGCAAGGCAUGGUACCUCAGUGUUAUUUGUGGCUCCCAAUGCACUAUUUCCAUUCGAUCUGUGUGAUGAGCACAGCCUAAAUCAAAGAGAUAUAUAUUUGGUACAGUUCCACCAACAGCUGUUACAGUUCUGUUCGACAUAUGCCCCUGGGAUGUCUGUGCACUUUCCUGAAGAAUAA
Messenger RNA from Carcharodon carcharias (great white shark), 2172 nucleotides. RefSeq names its product minichromosome maintenance domain containing 2 (gene mcmdc2). The record is from RefSeq and is a predicted model, not a curated record. Gene Ontology annotation, molecular function: DNA binding; ATP binding; single-stranded DNA helicase activity. Gene Ontology annotation, biological process: double-strand break repair via break-induced replication. Bases 88 to 2172 code for a protein of 694 amino acids. NCBI's taxonomy places the organism in Eukaryota, Metazoa, Chordata, Chondrichthyes, Lamniformes, Lamnidae. The transcript has 14 exons.